CCCAAGAUGACGACUCCAACAGUAGCCCGCCACAUCGUCAACUUCAUAACCGGCAACGCCGGUAAGCUUGGUGAGGUGAAGGCGAUCCUCAAGCCAGCGAUCCAAGUCGAGAACCAGGCCUUGGAUCUGCUCGAGAUUCAGGGUACUGUGGAGCAAGUGACGCUUGACAAGUGCCGACCGGCCGGCAGCUGACCUGGUAAGUUGAUAAACUUCGCUUAGAUAUAUAUGUCUCUGUACAAUACAAUCUUAAAUAGGCUAACGAAAACUUAAGAUGGAAAAUAGAAGAUGGAGAAUAUAAGAGGGAAGAUGGGAAGACGGGAAUAUUAUUCCAACGCUGUUUAAUGGACCGAGGUAUCCAAAUGCCUAAAUGCAUGACGCCCGCGCCAGAUAAAAUGUCAACCAAAUUGAUAGUACAAACAAAUUAGAUCUCUCAAUCUCGCAGCCUUCCUGCCCGAGGUGCUAGCCAACCCCAUUUCUCUACCUUGCAUCCUCCUCACACGCUGCUACACCACCCUGUUCACCGAGCCCCCCCAUCCCGU
Molecule: messenger RNA, 539 nt
Organism: Chaetomium strumarium
Lineage: Eukaryota; Fungi; Ascomycota; Sordariomycetes; Sordariales; Chaetomiaceae
Exons: 1
Coding region: 7-192 (61 amino acids)
Biological process (GO): nucleoside triphosphate catabolic process
Molecular function (GO): nucleoside triphosphate diphosphatase activity
Source: RefSeq, a predicted model, not a curated record